CCCUAACCUAUAUUCAUCCACCAUAAUUACUUUCAACAUUCCCUUUCCAAAAAUCACCAUGUUGGAAUUCAUCAAUCAAACCACCAAUUUGCUCCUUUUCAUGCCACUAAUGACCUCAAUAAUCUUCAUCAUCUUGCUAAAAAUCUUGACAUUAAAACGUCGCCAAAAGGUCUUCGUAGUGGAUUUCAGCUGUUACAAACCUAGAGUGACCGAAAUGUUUAGUAAAGAAAAAGCCAUAGAACGUGCUAAACUCUACGGAUACCAAACCGAGAAAACAAUCGAAUCCAUGAAGAUGAUGAUGGACAAAGCCGGGUUGGGUGAUUCCACCUAUCUGCCGAACAAUCUGAUGCGAGUUCCUCACGACUUGUCGUUAUCAUCAUCCCGGGAAGAGACCGAAAGGGUUAUGUUUGGAGCCAUUGACGAGUUAUUGUCAAAGACCAAAGUGAAAGCACAGGAUAUUGGGAUUUUGGUCGUGAAUUGCUCUCUUUUUCAAGUAGUUCCUUCGCUUUCGUGCACUAUCGUGAAUCGUUACAAGUUAAGGGAUAAUAUUGCUAGUUAUAGCCUCAGUGGCAUGGGCUGCACCUGUGGACUUAUAGCUGUUGGUCUGGUAAAUCAACUCCUCCAGGUUCACAAAAAUACAUACGCUUUAGUAGUGAGUACAGAAAACAUAUCAGGGCAAUACUACAAAGGAAACGAUCGUCGAAAAGUUGCCGUGAACUGCCUAUUCCGGCUAGGUGGAACGGCGAUCCUGUUAUCAAACAAGCCGUCGGAUCUCAAAAGAUCAAAAUAUCAGCUCAUCCAUACCGUCCAAACACACACGGCAAGUUCCGACGCAUCCUACAGAUGCAUAUUCCAGGAAGAAGACGAAGAAGGCAACGUGGGGGUCACUAUUAACAAAGAUUUAUUGGUCUCAGCAGCCAACGCCAUUAAACUAAACCUAACUUCACUUGCUCCUUUAAUCCUCCCAUUAUCCGAAAAACUCGUCGUCCUGAGAAAACUCAUUACGAGAAAACUCUUCAAAUCUAAGAACGCGAAGCCCUACAUCCCGAAUUUCAGCAAAGGGAUUGAUCAUUUCUUCCCGCAUGUGGGCGGGAAGCCGGUGUUGGAUGACUUGCAGAAUAAGUUGGGAUUCAGUGACGUGGCGAUGGAAGCUUCCAGGAUGACGCUUUACCGGUUCGGCAACACUUCGAGUAGUUCGGUUUGGUAUGCACUGGCUUAUGCUGAGGCAAAAGGGCGGAUUAAGAAAGGCGAUUUGUUGUGGCAGAUGGCUUUUGGUUCCGGGUUUAAGUGCAGUAGUGUGAUCUGGCGGGCCAUGAAAUUCGUGGAGUUUGAGGAAUCCAAUCCUUGGAGUGACGAAAUACAUAAUUUUCCUCAAAAUUUGGAUCACAUAAUACCUGUAACUCGAGAAGACUACCACCUUGAGCAGUCGAAAUGAUCAAACCAAUAUGUAUGGGAUUUUCGGCUUUUCUUCUCUUAAUAUAAUGUGUCGUUUGUGUAUCACAACCUAAAAAAUUAGUCCUAUUAAUUAUUUAAUAUUUACUACCGAAAAAAAAAAAGACUACUUUCCGGAAUGGAGAAAUAUAAUUAAUGCACUUGUGAUAGCUUGAUCGUUUUAGGUUCCGGCCUCUCGAACAUUUUAUUGUACUAUAAAAACUUGAAAUGAGAAAAUGAUGUAAAAUGAUUUUAUG
This is a messenger RNA of Oldenlandia corymbosa var. corymbosa, 1688 nucleotides long. The record is from the annotation of a GenBank genome assembly. NCBI's taxonomy places the organism in Eukaryota, Viridiplantae, Streptophyta, Magnoliopsida, Gentianales, Rubiaceae.